AUGAGUGCAAGCGAAGAAGCAUCUAUUUUCAAAGACAGAAACCUGAACAUCUCUAUGGGUGAUUUCUUCCUCGACUUUGACAUGGAUGUCCUGAUCGAGGCCUAUCGAGCCUUGCUGCGCACCAACGACACGGACUCGUCGGCAGCCUAUCGCAACUUAGUCCGUUCGACGUUUGAUGAAGACCCGCCAGGUUCCGUGGACGGCGCGGUGGUGGUGAUAGGGAUUCUGUACAGCCUCAUCAUGCUCGUGUGUGGCAUAGGCAACCUGCUGUUCCUCUUCGUGCUGCUCUACUACAAGCAGACCCGCAGCACGACCAAUCUUCUCAUAGGCAACCUGACUCUGUCGGACUUUCUGGUAGCCAUGAUAUGUCUACCGUUUAACAUGGACUACCAUGUCAUUCACAGUGAGCAGUGGCUCUUCGGACCGGCCAUGUGUGCUGUGGUCAACUUCUUGACCUUCGUGUCCCUUUAUGUGUCCACUCACGCCCUGCUAGCUAUUGCAAUCGACCGCUACUUCGUUGUCCAGGACGCCCAAAGACGACGGCUCCAUGUGGGUUGGACAUCACUGGUGAUCUGGAUGGUUGCCGUAGGGUUUGCAGUGCCGUCCAUUCUCUAUUCAGACGCACUUCCGUACCCCCACAGCGAUAAAGUCUACUGUGGGAUACUGUGGCCAAUAUCUUUACAGCACGUCUAUAAGGGAUAUCACAUCUUCCUGCUCAUUGGCGAGUUCCUUCUCCCCGUGGUUGUCAUGAGCGUGUUCUACUCAUUCGUUGUCUGUAAAGUCUGGCGCAGAGAGUUUCCAGGGCAACGGAACGCGUCACACGACCGCAUCCAGUCGCGCUCGCGCAAGAAGACCUUCCGUUUAUUUGCGCUCUUUGUGAUGUUCGUUCUUUGCUGGUCCCCGUAUCACGUUUACGCCGUUGUGAGAGACUUCUACUUCGGAACCCUCAUCAAGAUUUCGACCAGCCCGAACAUGUUCUACAUGGCGCAGGCAAUUGCAAUGAGCAACAGUCUCAUAAACACUAUAGUCUAUGUCGUUUUCAACGACAACAUCACAAAGUACAUCAAGAUAUUACCAAAGGACAGUUGGCAGUCGCUACAGCGCAUGUGCAGGAGAAGAAAGCGUGCCCAAUCGCGCGAACCUAGCAGAAGAACCCGACGCCUGCGCAGUGAGGAUUUCCAUUCAGGACUACACACCACGACCUCGCGAAACGGCAGUGUGCGCAUGACAGCCGUCACGAACGUCACCGUGGAGACGCGGGCAGAUGUGACCGUGACCGCUCUGUAG
Messenger RNA from Branchiostoma floridae (Florida lancelet), 1287 nucleotides. Its product is annotated as prokineticin receptor 2-like. The transcript is spliced from 2 exons. Gene Ontology annotation, molecular function: neuropeptide receptor activity. Bases 1 to 1287 code for a protein of 428 amino acids. The record is from RefSeq and is a predicted model, not a curated record. Gene Ontology annotation, cellular component: membrane. Gene Ontology annotation, biological process: neuropeptide signaling pathway. NCBI's taxonomy places the organism in Eukaryota, Metazoa, Chordata, Leptocardii, Amphioxiformes, Branchiostomatidae.